This is a messenger RNA of Epinephelus lanceolatus (giant grouper), 2584 nucleotides long. It is a transcript of the gene sdccag8, whose product is annotated as SHH signaling and ciliogenesis regulator sdccag8. Gene Ontology annotation, biological process: establishment of cell polarity; centrosome cycle; tube formation. NCBI's taxonomy places the organism in Eukaryota, Metazoa, Chordata, Actinopteri, Perciformes, Serranidae. The record is from RefSeq and is a predicted model, not a curated record. Gene Ontology annotation, cellular component: centrosome; centriole.
ACCAGAGGAUAGCUCGUUUUUAUAUUUACCGAACACACAUCAGGGCGGCAUCACAGGUUACAUUGUAGGAAACGAUAUCACCCAUAUCGGUGUACGCAGGUGCCUCAAAACAAACGCACCAUGGUUGGAACUCGAUGACCGUUAUUACGUGCCAGAUAUGAUGGUUGUUGUGGUAGCUGUGUACAUAGCCUAGCAUGUUGCUACAGUAAUAUUACCUGAUUUAACUUCAGUUUCACAUCAAUGAAACCGUUAGACUCAGACGAGGAGGACGCGGAGCAGUUGGGUGUUUACCAAAAGGAACUGAGACAGCGGGCCAACCAGAGCAUACAGCAGCUGAGCAGUGCACUGGAGCAUCUGAGCUCUGAUGGAGAAGAGGUGGAGGAGCCCAAAGGCAGCGAUGGCAGCCUCUUCACUGCCAUGGCUGAAGAGGACAAGGCUGCAUGGAGCCAAAAGACACAGAGUGAAGCAGUUAAUCAGCUGAAGAGUCUUCUAUUGAAGCAGUGCAGAGACAUUCCCACUCCGCUCUCUCCUUCAAAGAAACAGUCUCCAGCCAAGAGAGAACAGCAGGAGGGAAGACCCAGUUUACCAGCUUAUCAGGAUUUGGUCCCAAUGAUUCACAACCAGUCAGAGUACAUUCAACACCUGGAGGCUGAGGUCAAAUUUUGCAAGGAGGAGCUGCAGGGGAUGAAACAGCGAGUCAGAGUGGUGGUGGAGGAAAAUGAGAAGUUGUAUUCAGAGCUCAAAUCCAAAGCUGUGGAUGAAACUCUGAGAGAGUACACGAUCCAAAACUCCAUGGUGAAUGAGACUAUGGCAGCCGACAGCCACAGCAUGCUGCAGAGAGCCAAACACACCACAUGGAAACAUGAGCUGGAACAACUGAAAGGGAUCUACCAGGCUCAGAUUGAAAGCUUGGAGGCUCAGGUCAUCUCCCUCAGGAAGGAUCUGUCAGUCAGUCAGAAGGAGUGUGAGGAGGUGAAGGUCCGUCUGAGACACCGGGAGAAGCUGGCUGCAGAUGCACUGAAGGCUAAUGGAGCUCCCCGUGUGGCAGGAUUGUGUCUGAAGUGUGCACAGCACGAAGCUGUGUUGGCUGGGACUCACACUAAUCUGCACGUCCAGGCUAUUGACAGACUCACAAAGGAGCGUGAUGAGUUACUGGGGGCUCUACGCACUGUGCGGGCUAGUCAGCAGGAGGCGCAGCAGAGGGAGUGGUCCGCCUGUCUCCAGGUCAAACAGGCUGUAGAAAUGGCGGAAGAAGCAAACCUGUACAAAGCUCGGGUGGAGGUGCAGUGUGAGCAGCUGUCCAGGGAGCUGGCUCGACAGAGGGAACAACUGGAACGAGAAGCACAGGCCUUGCAAGAGAGACUGGCUGAGGCCAGAGAGGAGGGCCGGGCUGAGGCUCGCAAACAUAGAGAGGAUCUGGCACAAACAGUGUCCAGCCUUUCUCAGAGUGUUGCUGAGUUGGAGGGGCAGCUAGACAGAGCUCACAGAGACAAGAGCUCACUGACCAAUCAGCUGGAAGAUACUCAUCGCAAACUUACCAGUCAGGAACAAGACAAUACCAAGGUGUGCGUGGAUCUGCGAUAUCAGCUCAGCCAGGCCGGGCUGAAGAAAGAGGAGGCAGAGAGAGAGCUCCGAGAGCUCCACACCAAGACCAGCAGACAGAUGGAAAAGGCUGCACAGGAAGUGGAAAGGCUGAGCUCAGAGCUGGUUGGCUGUCGGCAGCAUCUGGAGGCGGUCCAAAAGGACGGGAGCCAAUGGCAGGCCGAAGCCCUGAGCCUAGCAGAACAGCUGGCAAAUGCCCAGCGCCAACUGCACCUCACCAGGCAGGACAGAGAGAGUGCAGAACGGGCUCAUGAGGAGGAAAUGGCGUCAGCGACCCUUUCAGCGCGGGAAAGAGAGAGAGAGCUGGCUGUGCUGCUGGAGCAAACAGAGGCUCAACACCAGCGGAGAGUUGGAGAGUUGGACGGGCUGCUGAGUUCCCAGAAUUCCCUGAUCAGGAAGCUGAAGGAGGAGUGCUGCGCGCUGGGCGUCAGACUGGAGGAGCUGACAGAAAGCAGCAGAGGAGAGCUGGAGCAGCUGGCCCUGGAGAAGCAGCACCUCGAGGAGACAGUAAAGAAUCUGAGAGCUCGCUGCUCUGACAUGGAGGAUCAGUGUGUCCAGCACGGCCGCAUGCACCAGCGCAUGAAAGAAAGGCUGCAGCAGUUGGACCGUCACUGUCAGAGCAGCGCCCAGCAGGUGUGUGAGCUGUUGGCCAAACAGAACCAGCUGAUGCAGGAGAGAAACACACUCACCGAGGAGAUGCAGAGCCUACACAUGGAGCUCCCGAACACGAGACAAGUCAAUACUCUGUCCACAUGAGUCCGUCCAGUCUGGAUCUGAAGUCAGACGUCUCCUGUUGAGAAGAUCAUAUCAAACUGUUAUUUACAGGUUUACAGGUGUGUUCAUCCUUUUUAAAUUAAGGGUCACUGCACACACAAAUGUUUUGUUAUCAGAACUGAUGAUCAGGUUUACAGUUCGUAUUUCACAUUUGGCGACAGACUGUUACUGUGAUAUAUUGAGAGGUUAGAGGUACGAGGACGUUGGG